AAGCUUUCCCCCAAGAAGUGGGCGGACCUUCUAUUAUCCGGAACUAAUGUUUCAGUUAUCUAAAGUCAGCCGAGGCAAACUGUGCAGCACAGAACCUAAUGUCAAAUAGGACUCGCUGAUUGGGGAGACUGAGGUUUACAUAAGGCUUUGAAGCAGCACAUUGCACCUUUGCACCUUUUGGAAUUGAGAUGCUUCAUUGCAAAGCACUGGGGACUCCUGUCCGUUUUAGGGCAGCUGUGUUCUUGACAAAGUAAAAGCUAUCACCAGGAAGAACACUGUCUAAUAAAUCUAACCAGGAAUGUGGCCUUGUACCCUGCGUAAGCUUUGUAACUGCGUGCUGCCUGCUUACUGAUAAAGUACUACGAGCGAUGAUCACUGGGAUGUGUUGAAAUGAAAUCUUCCAUUCUUCAUUUGGAUUAACUUGAGUCUUAUCUGUUUGAUAAAAGUCACGGAAAAAUGGCUCACCCAGAAAACAAAGGCUUAAUUUUAGGGGUGGUAGCUGGUGCUGCAGGGAUUAGCUUGGCUUUAUUUUAUUGGAAAAGAUAUGGAGGACGUGGAUAUCUCCUGGGAAUUCCUGAGUUGUUUGCAAAGGAACCAUCUACUGUUCAGGACAACCAAGGGGCGGUUAAUGUUUUGCAAGGGAGACAACUUCAGAUCUUGGAUAAGCUGAGCAGCUUGCUGAAAAGUGUGGAUGAGCUGAAGGAAGAGGUAAAGCAAUUAAAAGCUGCCAUCCCUAAACUAGAGGAGCAGAUUAGAGAGGAGCUUAAGGAAAAACAUGAUGCCAGGAGGGUCAGCCCACAACAUAAAUCUCUUAAAAGAAGGAAGAGUGAGACCAGCAAGGGAGCCGGGGAUUAUCCAAGUUCCGAAGAGGCAGAAAGUGAAGGAGGAUACAUUACUGCUCACACUGACACAGAAGUAGAAUCAGAAGAUGAGAGGAUCUGGAAACAUUCUAAUGCUGUAACUGUAAAAUACACACAAGAGGCCGAUGAGCUACUUUCUCUUCUACAACGAGCAGAUGCUCUGCGAUGCGGUUCUGAAUCCGAUAAUCAGGAAGGGUUCAGGUUACUGCGUGACAGAGAGGAACUGUAUGGAAACAAGGUUGAGUUCCUUUGGAGACUGGCACGUGCAUACGGUGAUAUGUUUGAUAUGGUAAAUGAUGCUGAAGAAAAAAAGAAUUAUGCAAACGAUGGAAAGAAUAUUGCAGAAAAAGCAGUUCAGUUAGACGACUUGAGUUCCAAGAGCCACCAAUGGUAUGCAAUAAUGUGUGGUUAUGUGUCCGAGUUUGAUAGUGUACAGAAUAAAAUCAAGAAUGGAUAUCUGUUUAAGGAACAUUUAGAUAGAGCAAUAGAACUAGAUCCAAGGGAUCCCCUUCAAUACUACCUUUUAGGUAGAUGGUGCUAUGCGGUUUCCCAGUUAUCAUGGAUUGAGCGAAAAGUUGCUGCUACUCUUUUUGGGAAUCCUCCAGCUGCAACAAUACAAGAAGCUUUACAGAAUUUCCUGAAGGCUGAAGAAAUGCAUCCCGGUUACUCCAAAUACAACUAUGUGUUUCUGGCAAAGUGCUAUAAAGAUCUUGGUCAGAAGGUUGAUGCUUUGAAGUACUGUGAUGCUGCAUCAGCAAUUGUAUCUGUAACCAAAGAGGAUAAAGAAGCUCAGAAAGAUCUGGAAGCCCUGCUUGCAUCUCUGAGACCACUAUAAGCAAUGAUCAUUGAAUUACUGAAAGCAAAUUGUUAACUUAUAUACAAAGGAAUUCACAUACUUUUUUAUGUGAUGAGUAAAAUAGUCUUCGGGAUAAUUAACUUCCCAGGUACACAGUCUUGAAGGUGUAAAUGGUAUUGUUGUAUCCCAUACUUACAAAGAGACACACUCAGGUUAGCUACCCAGGCACUAGAGUGAUUUGUGCAGGCUUGAAAGGCUUUUUGGUUUACAGAGAUUUCUGAAUAAUUUGUGCUGGGUUUUUUGGGGGUUUUUUUUACUGUCUAAAAGCAGAGCACAACUCUAAGAUCAAGUUGGCAAAAAAGUGUGAAUAUGCAUUUUUUUGACAAACUGCAACUAACCUACAAAUGAUAAUGUUAAAUGAAGUCUAUCAUGGUGAUAUUUUGAAGUCUCUAAAAGCACAAGAAUCGAUUCAGAGACAUACACUUUAAACAAUGUGAUAAAUGUUAAUAUUGUUUGAUUUCACUUUUACCUCCAAUUAAUUCUUAGCUUGUAUACAUUCAGGUAUCUUUUAUAAACUAUAAAUAUAAUCUACAUGUAAUAUAUCUUGUAAUGACAGUACUGUAGCAAAGUAUUUAUUAUGUUUGCAAAAUCCAAUAUGAUGUGCAAUAGAUAAUUCUGACAAGCAAUAAAGGCUAUUACUGUAAAUUUAUGCAUAGUUUACCCAUGUCAGAAUAAAGACCUAUUUGAUCUGAUAAACAUGAAUAUUAUGUUUACUUAAAGGGGUGUAAAAGCAAAAUAGUAAUGCUUUGGUUAAACAACCCCAGAACAUUAUUUAAUACAGUAAACAAUAUGGGCCCGAUUACUAAUAGAAAGCUAACAGUUACGUGUGAGGGAUAAGGGAUUUAUUGUGGGUGUUUGCACUCGUCGGGUUUACCGCUGCUAUUACUAGUUAAAAGUAAAUGCGAAUGCUUAAGCGUAAUUGCGAUUUACGCUAGAAUGAUUACCACGUCCUAAGAGUUCUGGUUAAUUGUUUCGCAAAACAGAAAAGUGUCACAAAACAGAUCAAAAAUACAUUACAAAAUACACUUACCCUCAUAAUAACACCACCUACAAUAAAUUAUUCAAAAAAAAUAUUGUACAAAAAAGUUAUAAGGGCUCAAAGAUAUGAGGUCUCAGGUGUUAGGAGAAAAAAAGACAGGCAAAGGGCUUUAAUAUUAAGAUACAUACAUAUACAUGUCUAAAGAUAUAUAUGUAUGUAUAUGUUUAUAUGUGUGUACAUAUGUAUUUAUGUAUUUACAGACAUAUACACAUAUAAACACAUAAAUACAUUUGUAUACAUAUAUAUGUCUAAAGAUAUAUACAGUAUGUAUGUAUAUGUUUAUAUGUGUGUACAUAUGUAUUUAUAUGUGUAUAUAUGUAUUUACAGACAUAUACACAUAUAAACACAUAAAUACAUUUGUAUAUAUAUAUAUAUAUAUAUGUAAGGGAAUAGGAGGCCUUUGCAGUCAAGUAGAUGUAGCUAGAGUGCUGAUUGUAGAACAAUUCAAAAACGUUAGCUCACAAAAUAAUUGACUUUUGAAGUGGGCGGCACAUCAUCAUUACAACUGAUGAAUUGAACUCCAUCUAAAAUAGCACUAACAUUCCGGAUAUGAUUUUAUAAAAGGGAUGCAUUGACUUCUAUAGGGGAAUACGUGAACACGCACGCAAUAUUCUAAAUUCAGCUUUUUUACGUUUGUCGGGGUAGUAGGAGAGGGAAAACUUUUUACUUUAAAUUCAUAACACGAGUGUAAAAAGUUUACUUCUAGCUCAAUUAACGCUCGCACUGGUGCGUUAAAUAGUGCUCCACUUGUAAUCUGGCCCUAUAUGUGCAGUAAAAAAGUCUGUUUAAGUACGCUCUGUGAAACAAUUUGAUUAAGGUGUAUAAUAAUCAUUUAGCAGCUGCUUAAGCCCAGGUUAAAACAACAUUGUUAACGCACAGAUAUUGCAUAGUGCAUAAAAUUGUUAACUUUUAUCUCUUUGUUAUUUAUCAUAAUCUUCCAAUGAAUGUUUUGUACAAAGAUUGUAUAUUUUACAUAAAACCCAGAGGUAAAAGCAGUAUAAUGAAAUCUAGGAAAGUCCUAUUAAAACAAAUGAUAUACAAAUAAAAGAUCUUUAUAUAUUAAAA
Bombina bombina (fire-bellied toad) is the source of this 3820-nucleotide messenger RNA. It is a transcript of the gene RMDN2, whose product is annotated as regulator of microtubule dynamics 2. Gene Ontology annotation, cellular component: mitotic spindle pole; cytoplasm; spindle microtubule. Bases 457 to 1695 code for a protein of 412 amino acids. The transcript has 11 exons. The record is from RefSeq and is a predicted model, not a curated record. Lineage: Eukaryota; Metazoa; Chordata; Amphibia; Anura; Bombinatoridae. Gene Ontology annotation, molecular function: microtubule binding.